AUGACUAAUUUACAAAGGAAAGUUAGUGGAGAUGUCGUGUCUCCCGUUCGGUCUGAGUACGGCCCCGAAGGUUUUUGCAUCCCUUUCAAUUGGGUAGCUCAAUCACUAAGGGAACAAGGGAUUCGAAUAAUAGUCUAUUUGGACGACUUUUUAGUCGUACAUCAAAACCCUCAGAUAUUACAGUCCCAUGUACAAAUCACGGUAGAGAGAUUACAAUAUCUCGGAUGGAUGGUGAAUUUCGACAAGUCCACACUAGCACCUUGCCAACGCCUAGUUUACCUGGGCGUUCAGUGUGACACUCUGUUAAACGAAAAAUCUCUGCCCGAGAAAAAGUGCCUGAACCUGGUGUCCAAAAUAUCGACAGCACUAAAGGAAAAGACUAUCGAUUUGAAAGCUUUGCAGAGCCUAGUGGGUCUUUUAAACUUUGCAAGUUUUGUGGUACCAAGGGGCAGGCUUCACUUCCGAGCUCUGCUUUCCUUCCUGAACACAGUAUCCAAGAUUCCUGUUGCCAAAUUCAAGAUUCCCGUACAUGCCUUGAAAGAGUUCACUUGGUGGUUGCAGAACCACUCCUGUCCCUCUCUGAUUCAUUUCGCGGCACCAAUGCAUUUCCUAGCAACCGAUGCCUCAGACGUAGCUUGGGGAGCGCAACUAGACAACCGAUCGUUCCCAGGCUCCUGGAACGACCGCGAACAACUGUACCACUGCAACCAGAAGGAACUGUUAGCGUUACUCAAAAUAUUACAGAAACAAGGUCAGUUUCUGAGUUGUUCCACGGUUUUAUGGCAGUGCGACAACAGAACAGCGGUAGCUUUUAUUCGCAAGGAAGGCGGCACGAAAUCGAUUGCUCUUUUGGAGUUGACAAUCGACAUUUUCGAGGUUUUAGAUCGCUAUCAAAUUCACCUAGCCGCUUAUCACAUUCCGGGAAAAUUCAACUCCCACGCAGAUCAUCUGUCUCGCUACCGAUCUUCCCCCGAGUGGCACCUUUUGCCGACGUGUACGGACUUGAUUUUCAACAGAUUCGGGGUUCCGGUAAUAGAUUUGUUUGCGUCGGAAGAUGCACACGUGGUUGCUAAUUAUGUGUUUUUGGACCAAAACGACAACCAAGCCCUAUUCCACGACGCGUUUUCACAGACUUGGAAUUAUCACCAAGCGUGGAUUUUUCCUCCCCCGUAUUUGAUCCCCAAGGUCCUUGCCCACCUCAAUCUGGCCAAGGGCCUAUAUCUGUUAGUAGUGCCACGAUGGGAACGGGUCUUUUGGAGAGCCGAUAUCAAAUCCCGAGCGUUAGCAGCUCCUUUCACAAUCAAGCAUCUGAAUCGCCACCUAAUAGACAUCUCGACGGGCCUUCCACCUCCCAAAGUAAAGGAAAUGACGUUGGAAGUAUGGAAAUGUCUCACAGUCUAA
Molecule: messenger RNA, 1401 nt
Organism: Vanessa atalanta (red admiral)
Lineage: Eukaryota; Metazoa; Arthropoda; Insecta; Lepidoptera; Nymphalidae
Exons: 1
Coding region: 1-1401 (466 amino acids)
Source: RefSeq, a predicted model, not a curated record